AUGUCUAGUGCUCCUGCCGAGUCGUCUGAAGUAUCCGAUCGCAAAAUAGUGCUGAUUUGGCAGUUAAAGCUGUCAGCUUGUCUGGCAGGCGUUGUCGUAUCGGCAUAUGGAGCAUACGUGGUAAUCAGCUCAGGAUUCCAGUUGGACAAAUGUAGAAGAAAGUUUUCCUUACACUGGAAUGGAUUGUUAUAUGGCAACUCGCUUCCUGUACGAGUUUCUGCCCUACUAAAUUCGCAGUAUAACGUAUGUCUGCAACCUGAUGUUUUGCGCAGCCUAUCUACUUAUUUCAUCAAAUUCGAUCUAACGAAGGAGAAUGGUUUCAGGAGAAGCGACGCUCUUAUGUUUCUAGAAACAGUGGAAAUAGCUACUGAUGACCCUAUAGUCGAUAGAUUUAUAGCAGCCGGUGUGGGGGAGUCACGGGAACAUCGCAUGGUCAGCGGUUGCUCUUUGCAGGAGUUCGCUGAACUUUUAGAGGCCUUAGUCUUGGAUAGUCGUAUGAAAGGUGAUGACCAGCUGGAGAUCAAAAUUAAGCAGCAGCUUGAAGAGGUAAAUGGCGAAGCAGCUUCUGAUGCUGGUCAGCCGUUAAAGGAGUUUCGUCUAAACAACCCCUUUCUCUUGAACAAAGCCAAAUCUUUGUCGAAAGAGUUGCACAAACAUAUGCAAGAAGAUUUCAAAGUGUCUGAAAUUACGGACAUACAGCAUGAGUUGCAGCGCAACUAUAAUUUCAGAGACAAACUGCAACGUAUAGGCACCUCAAGAAAACUCACAGAUGCUGAGGUCCGUCGGCUAGAGAACGUCAAUCAAGAGAUAUACCUGCUAGAAGAGGAACUGUCCAAGCAAAAACACGUCUGCAACCUUGUGUCCUCGAAGUGA
Molecule: messenger RNA, 873 nt
Organism: Babesia bigemina
Lineage: Eukaryota; Apicomplexa; Aconoidasida; Piroplasmida; Babesiidae
Exons: 3
Coding region: 1-873 (290 amino acids)
Source: RefSeq, a predicted model, not a curated record